AUGCGAGUGUGUGGUUGUAUGGNUGUGAUGAUCAUGGAGCUACAGAACAACUGGUUCACGGGCGUCCUCAACUACCCAGUCCUCUGUGAGAUCUUCCCCGUCAUCUUCCUCACCACCCAACAACUCAGCCCCCUCCUCGUUCUCGGCUUCACUAUCCAGAGGUACAUCGCCAUCUGCCACCCAUUUUUAAAAGAAAAAUUUUGUACGACGCGAAGAAGUUUGAUAUCCGUAGGGAUCUUGGUGGCGUUUGACAUCUCUGUUAAUGUCGUGCAAGCUUAUUUCUACCUAUACGACAAUGAGCAGCAGGAGUGCGGGAUAAGAGAAGAAGCAGUUAAAGGGCUGACAUCGCCCUGGUCCAUCCAUUCAUGGAUUACAGAGUUGGCCAUAUUCGGUGUCGUUCCUCUCACCAUAUUUGUUCUCAAUGUGAUCGUCAUCUGCGAAACUAAGAGAUUAUCAAAAGCUGAAGAAGCCUUAACGCUCAAGUACCACCAUACGACGUCGAACGUCAACCACAGACAACUGAAACCUCAAAACAAAAAUGUCAGCGACGACAACAACAACAACAGCAAAAGCACCAACAACAACAACAACAACGUCAAAAGAUUUCCAUCAAAACAAAACGACAGCGUGAUCAAUGGCAAUCAUCAGAUGAGCGUGAACAGUGCAUCGGCAUCUAACAGCAACCGCCCUUCGGCAACGACCUUCACCUUGCUUGCUGUUUCCACCUAUCUCAUCAUCACCGUACUUCCGGUAACAAUUUUCUACGUCCUCUCGCCUGCUUUCCCCGAAGGAGACUCGAACAUGACGAGAGAGCAGCAGGACAACGAUGAAAAGUGGAAAGCAUUUUUCCGCUUCGAGAACAUUAGAGAUGUGAUCGACGAAAUAGGAAAAACCCACUACGCCCUCAACUUCUACAUUUAUCUCAUAACCGGAAAUCAAUUCCGCAGGCAAUUAAAAUUACUGCUUGUGAAAAUAUUCUGUCGCGGUCGAGUGGGCAGGUCGUUCUCAAACUUCCGCGCCUCCCACCUCUCGUCGUCGUCGACGGCAGGUGGCGGUGGCUACAACCAGCAGACAUCGGUCGGCAGCAACAAACGGAUCCCGACGAGUCCCGCAUCCCCGGGAGCCACUGCUUACGACAAAACUGUCCCGCUCCUGGCUGCUAACAAGAAUUAG
This is a messenger RNA of Helobdella robusta, 1173 nucleotides long. RefSeq lists its product as hypothetical. The transcript has 2 exons. Gene Ontology annotation, cellular component: plasma membrane. Gene Ontology annotation, biological process: G protein-coupled receptor signaling pathway. The record is from RefSeq and is a predicted model, not a curated record. The coding region runs from base 1 to 1173 and encodes 390 amino acids. Gene Ontology annotation, molecular function: G protein-coupled receptor activity. Lineage: Eukaryota; Metazoa; Annelida; Clitellata; Rhynchobdellida; Glossiphoniidae.